Rhea pennata is the source of this 5715-nucleotide messenger RNA. RefSeq names its product ADAM metallopeptidase with thrombospondin type 1 motif 13 (gene ADAMTS13). Bases 800 to 4891 code for a protein of 1363 amino acids. NCBI's taxonomy places the organism in Eukaryota, Metazoa, Chordata, Aves, Rheiformes, Rheidae. Gene Ontology annotation, cellular component: extracellular matrix. Gene Ontology annotation, molecular function: metalloendopeptidase activity. Gene Ontology annotation, biological process: extracellular matrix organization; proteolysis. The record is from RefSeq and is a predicted model, not a curated record. The transcript has 29 exons.
CCAUGCCCGGCGGGGGCCGUGCAGGCGGCUCGGGCCGUGACCCGUGGUGGCGCCGGUGGCCGUGGUCCAGUUGAAGGACCCAGCGGGGUGACUGGGGCCGUGGUCCGGGUUACGGACCCAUGGUGGCAUUUGGAGCUGUGGUCCAGUUCAAAGGCCCAUGGUGGCGUUGGGGGCAGUGGUCCAGGCCCUGGGCCCGUGGUGGCGUGUGGAGCCGUGGUGCAGGCUGCUGACCCAUGGCCGUGGUCCAGUUCAAGGACCCAUGGGGACAUUUGGGGGAGUUGGCCAAGCCAUGGACCCACAGUGGCAUUUGGAGCUGUGACUCUGGUGAGCCUGUGGCCGAAACCGGCCCUUGGUCAGGCGACGAAUGAUGUCUCUGUGGAGCUGCCUGUCCAUCCUCCCUGGGGCUUGGUGCCGGCUUUACCUGCGCCACAGUUGCAGGAUCCGAGGCACUGGGAAACCGUGGGAGCUUCUUCAGGUUCAGCAAUUCACAAUCCCUUUUCUCUCCUUGUUUAUCUGGCUGCUAAAGCUAGCCCCAAGUGCCUAUUACUGCUGAUGUCUUUGGCUGUGGUAAAGUUGCAAACAUUGCGCAAAAACUCUCUUUGCCCCUACAGCUGUUCCUGUAACGACUCCCACUGCAGCUCAGCUCCCCCCUCCCUGUCCCUCUCUGCAGAAGAUCAGUGUCUCUGUUUGUUUAAACUUUGUGUUCUUCGCUUCCGUUCCACGUGAUGCCUUGGGCUAAACUUUUUAAUCACUCCUGGGCCAGCACUUGCUCUGCUGUGUUGGUUGCAGUUCCUCCAACAUGAUCAUCAGCUUGAUGAUCCGAGUGCUCAUGAUGUUCCCGCUGGGAUUUUGCUGGCCAUCGGUUUUCCGAGAGAAAUUUCUCAGAGCUUUGGAUCCGGAAGAUAUUUUCUCUUAUUUUGGCACCAGCUCGGUUUCUGACGUCCCUGAGUUUGAUGUUGUUCAGCCAAUUUGCCCUUGUGAAGAAGAGCAGAUUGGGCUGGCGUCAUGUCAGAUUCAGCACUGCUACGUUGAGGCCUGGGGACAACUCUAUGCUGUUGGGUUCCUAGAGGAUCAUGCUCUCCUGUCCCCUUCCUUUGUGAGCAAUCACAUGGUGAACUCUUCCUUUAGCUUACUGAAGCGAUUCUCAGGCAACUGCUUUGCAGGUGGAAAUCCACUGCAACCCCCAGGGGCUAAAUGUAGAGUCACUUACUGUGAAGGGCAGCUGCAAGGAGUCAUCAUUGCAGAUGAGGAAAAGAUUCAUAUCAGACCUGUCAGAAGCAAAGAUAUUGCCCUGCUGAAGAACCUUGGCUUCUCCAGACCCCACAUUAUCUUCAGAAAUGCUAGAAGAGGGGCAAGUACAGCAAGAGGGCAGUCUUCUCGCCUGCAGAAGAGGGCUGAGGGAACUGUCAAACAUCUGGAACUGAUGGUUGUAGCAGGUCCUGAUGUUUACUUGUACCACAAAGAGGACACAGAGCGAUACAUUCUUGCUAACCUGAACAUUGGAGCAGAGCUGCUGAGAGAUGCUUCACUGGGUGCUCAUUUCAGGGUUCACCUGAUGCAAAUAAUUGUUUUGAGAGAACCAGAGAUAGAUGUGAACAUCACAACAAAUAUCACCUCCUCGCUGAUCAGUGUUUGUGAAUGGAGCAAGAAAGUCAACCCCCAGAAUGACUCUGAUCCCCAACAUGCUGACGUUGUCCUGUAUGUGACCAGGUUUGACCUGGAGUCACCUGAUGGGAACAAGGAGCUACGUGGAGUGACCCAUUUAGGUGGAGUCUGCUCCUCCUUCUGGAGCUGCAUUAUUACCCAGGACACAGGCUUUGACCUGGGGGUCACUAUAGCCCAUGAGAUUGGGCACAGUCUUGGAAUCUCCCACGAUGGUGAGGGGAAUCGCUGCAGUAGAAGCGGUUACAUCAUGGGUGGAGCAGGAAACCACAACAGUAUUGACCUUACUUGGUCACAGUGUAGCCAGGAAGAGUUUCUGGCCUUUGUCAGCACAGGCCAAACAAACUGCUUAAAUGACCUGCCGGACAUGGAUGGCAGCAUCCCUGGGUGGAAGCCUGGCUUAUACUAUGGAGCAGAUGAACAAUGUAAAAUAGCCUUUGGGAACGUCGCCACAGCGUGCACCUUUGCUGACAGCAACGUUGAUAUAUGUAAGGUUCUCUCAUGCCAUGUACAACCAAAAGACAAAUCCAGCUGUACUCGGCUUCUUGUUCCCCUCUUGGAUGGUACUGAGUGUGGAAUCAAUAAGUGGUGCUCCAAGGGACGGUGCAGCUCUCUGGAAGAGCUGAACCCCAUGGCUGUAGUACAUGGGCAGUGGUCCAGCUGGAGCCCUUUCUCCUCCUGCUCCCGCAGCUGUGGAGGUGGAGUUGUGAAAAGGCAGCGAUUCUGCAAUAACCCCAGGCCUGCUUUUGGGGGGCAAGAGUGCCAAGGAGCUGGCAUCCAAGUAGAGAUGUGUAAUACCCAGGCCUGUCUGAUGAGCCAGCUGGAUUUUAUGGCUGAACAAUGCGCAGCAACAAAUUUAGAACCACUGGAUCCUACUGCAGAAGUGCCAUCCUUUUAUACCUGGACUUCUGCUGUUGGCUUUGCCAAAGGGGACUUGCUGUGCAAGCACAUGUGCAGAGCAGUUGGAAAAGCAUUCAUGGUAAGCCGUGAAGAUAGUUUCAUAGAUGGAACCAGAUGUGAGCAGGAUAACUCUGAUCACCAUGGGACUUUCCAUCUGUGUGUAAUGGGAAGCUGCAAAGCAUUUGGAUGUGAUGGUCAGAUGGAUUCCAAGAAGACAAUGGACUCUUGUAAGGUCUGUGGGGGUGAUAAUACUACAUGCACCAAAGUGAGUGGAUCUUACACAAAAGGAAAAGCUAAAGAGUAUGUUACAUUUCUGUCCCUGCCUUAUAACACUACUUUUGUCCACGUUAUCAAUUGGAGACCACUCUUCACACAUUUGGCUGUGAAAGUUAAAGGUGAGUAUGUGGUUGCUGGAAAGGGAAAAAUCUCACUGAAUGUCACCUAUCCGUCUGUUCUGGAGGACAGCCAGAUCAAAUACAAAGUGUUUCUCACCAAGGACAACUUUCCCAGCCUGGAGGAAGUCCAUGUGGAUGGGCCAACCCAAGAGGAAAUUGAGAUACAGGUCUAUAGAAGGUAUGCAAAAGAAUACGGCAAUGCCACCAACCCGGACAUCACCUUCAGCUACUUUGUGCCGAAAGAGAAUCUGACAUAUGUGUGGAUUUCUCAGAAGGGGCAAUGCUCAGUGACCUGUGGGGAAGGGACUCGCUUGGUGGAUCACGUGUGCUUUGACCGGACAAAGAAUGAAACAACAGAGGAUCAGCAGUGUUUGGGCCUCCCACAGCCCCUUUCAGAGCAGGAGCCCUGUGCCAUGGGACCUUGUCUGUACAGGUGGAAGAAAUCUGAAAUAGAUGAAUGCUCUGCAGUCUGUGGAACUGGAGUUGCCCAGCAGAAUCUGACCUGUGUCCAGUCUCGUGAUGGAUUGGAGACUGUUGUGGAUGACAGCUUGUGUGCAGCAGAGGAAAAACCUCUCUCCAUUGUGCCAUGCGUGGUUAACGUCUGCCCUUUAGGCUGGGAUAAAGAGGAAGAUGCAAACUUGCUGCAGACUUCAGAAUCAUUUGGGCAUAUCCAACGGGAAAAUCAGCCCGUGUAUGUCUGGAGCCCUCUGGCUGGGGAGUGUUCUGUCUCCUGUGGUAAAGGAAAAACUCAGCUACAGUAUGUAUGUGUGGCUUUUGAUACCAAAGAAGAAACCCAAGAAGAAAAUUGUCACCCAGUGCCAAAGCCUGAGAGCAGGAUGGAAGUUUGCAAUCUCAAUCCCUGUCCAAGAUGGAAGGUAGCCCCAGCUGGCCCCUGUUCCGCCACCUGUGGGCUCGGCUUAGCUGUUCAGCUAGUUACUUGUGUUCAGAUCCACCAAGGCCAAGAGAUGUUGUUGGAGGACCACUUAUGCCCUGUGACAGAGAAGCCCCUUACCAGCAUCCCCUGUGUCAUCCGAAUGUGCUCUUAUGAAUGGAGCUUCAGCGAAUGGACGGAGUGCUCAACUUCAUGUGGGAAUGGUGUUCAGACACGUCAGGAUUUCUGCCUCAACCCGCUAACCCGUAAGCACGUGAACCCCAUCUUCUGCAGGCACUUCCCGAAGUCCAUCGUGCUACGUGGCUGCUCCGCAGGGCCCUGCCCUGAGCAGGCAGUGGCAGCCAGGUCCCAUGGAGCAGAGCUCCAGGCAGUGACACCAGCCAUGCAUCUGAUGACAGCCACAACUGCCAAAUGGGCAAAAUAUAAGGGUCUGAAUCUUCCUUCAACUGCUGUGCCACCUCUUCCUCAGGAACAAACAGAGGAGGCUGGUGAAGGUGUCUGUGGGAGGCUUUUUCUUAAUGUCACCGGGGUCAUCAACAUGAUGGGUGUAGAGAGCAGUGACUGCGCUGUGACCAUCGGACGCCCUCUUGGGGAGGAGAUAACAGUCAGCGUUCUGGAGAGCUCCCUCAAUUGCAACGCAGGGAAUGGGGUCAUUCUUCAGUACAGCAGCAGAGCAGCAACUAAAAAAUAUUACCAAGACUGUGACAAGCAACUGUUUGGUCCCCAAGGUGAUAUAAUGUAUCCUGUGCGAUUAUCUGAUCAAAGGCAAGAAGUAGUAUGUCGGACCUUCAUCAAUGUGGCUCCUCGGCAUCGCAUAGCCAUCCGCGCCCUGUAUAUUGACCUGGGCAAUGAGACCAACCAAACGCAGUCUAAUUACAUCCUGAUCCGUGAUGUAAGCACCAUGAAGACCAUGGUGUUUCAUGGGAACCAACAAUUCUUCUGGGAAUCGACUGGAAGCCAAGCUGAAAUUGAAUUUCAUGAAAAUGUUAAGGAACAUCGAACCAGUUUCUGGGCUGAGUAUCACAUUGCUGAGCCUAAAUAAAAGGUGCCACGACCACCCCACUGGCAAAGCCCGUGGUCUAGUUAGUUAUUGCUGCCCGUUCACUGUCCCAAGUCACACAAGUUAUUUAACCUUUUUGUGUCUGCUUCGCUAUCUACUGAGUAAGAACAGUACUAUCUACCCAAUCCUUUGAGACCUCAGUAUUUAUAAACUUAAUGCAAAAGACAUUAUGGAACUACUAAGUAUUUAACAAACAGUCCUCAAGGGUUCUCUGUCUGUAUUGAUUGGUAUUAAUACAGUUUACUUGUCUGCAGUUAGUGACUUGGACACCGAAGUCAUAGGGUCCUAUUUCUGUUAUAUGUUGUCACCUUACAGGUUAAUUAUUUCUAUUUUCAAUGUCUCAGUGUCCCAUUACAAACCUCUGUCUGCCAUAAAUAGCUAAGAUUAUGGUUUAAUCAUUAAGUUCACACUCCUGCACUGUAAAUGCUGGUUAAAACUCCUCAGGCCCAUUGAAUUCAGGUAUAAAGGCAAAGAUGUGUGAGAGGACAAGAUAUUAGGACAAGAGGACUAGACAAAUAUAUGAGGGCAAGACAGUGUCUUUGCCCAGGAGGGUAGUUCAGCCCUGGAACAGGUCACCCAGAAAGGUGGUGGAAUUGCCAUCCUUGAAUGUUUUCAAGACUUGGCUAGACCAAGGCACAGCUGACCUGAUCCAGCAAUGGCAAUAGUUUGGCUUUGUACGGGAGGUUGGCCUAAGUGACCUCCAGAGGGCCAUCCCAGCCACCACUUCUGUGGUUCUACUAUUACAUAUUUGAUAGUGAUACCAGUACUUCUUUUCUAUGUGAAAAUAAAACACUAUGAGAAAAUAA